CCCACGGUUAUCAACUGCUGAGCACUUUCUCUUCAUUUCACAAAUCACUGUUAGUGUGGAGAAUGGAGAAAAGCAGAUGUACUGACUAAGCAGAUUUAGCAAGCUGCUGGACCCGGAGUGCUGCUUCAUUGCAGGAUUCUGAAGAUGAAAAACAGGACAAUAGCUGGCUUUUCUGUCACCAAAUGUUCUGCAUUUCAGUUUUUGAAAAACCGGGUGAGGAAAUGGAUCAGGAGCGCAAAGGUCAAUGUGGACAAGCAUCAGCACACACAUUUGAACAAAUCUGAUGCAUUUGUGAAGGCUACACCGCAAAAAGAUGCAGACCCACAGUUAAGAUGUCAGUCUACAUGUCAAGAAUGCCAUGUCUCUCAAGUAAUGGCUAUCAAGGUUGGAACUCGGGCAAAUAGCAGAAACUUCAAAGUCAGAAGAUGGAAGAAGAGUGACAGAUUCAAACCAGAUGAAUUGCUGCCAAUAAAGACAGACAAAUCAGAUUCCUGUGCAUCUCAGACAGGCAAAGUCCCUAAAUUAGCAGCUCAGCCAGCCAUGAUCGAAUGUCACUGUUGCCUAACGAAUAUAACUCAUAAACCUGAUGAAUCAUCACAAGCCAGAAAGAACUCCAAGAUUGAUGCUCAAAGUGGCAUCAGUGAUGCAAAUGCCCAUUUUUGGGAUGGGUUUCCCUGGGAGCUGACAGGCAAGGAUUUUGAUGUGGCCACUGUUUGGAUUGCAGAGCUGGUGGAUCAUGAUAGCAAUCCUACAAAGCAGAACUCUGGUUUGGCAGCAGCGGUGCCAUUUUGA
This is a messenger RNA of Rhincodon typus (whale shark), 792 nucleotides long. RefSeq lists its product as uncharacterized. The transcript is spliced from 4 exons. The record is from RefSeq and is a predicted model, not a curated record. Bases 145 to 792 code for a protein of 215 amino acids. NCBI's taxonomy places the organism in Eukaryota, Metazoa, Chordata, Chondrichthyes, Orectolobiformes, Rhincodontidae.